CCGGAGUUCUCUUGUGCCUGUGCGUAAUGACGCAUCUGUCCUCCAGCUCCAAUACCCCUCCUCCCUCCUGACACAUCUGGAUCUGGCUCCUCUCAUCAGCACCACUCAACGCAGUGGGGGUGAGGGAGAGAGAGACAGAGAGACGGAGAGAGAGAGAGAGAGAGAGAGAGAGAGAGAGAGAGAGAGAGAGAGAGAGAGAGAGACGGAGAAGCCAAGUCUACCUCGGUCGGUGCAGCCUCAUCCACAGCCAAGCAGAAUCAAGAAGAGGAGAGCGGAAGGACACCUCACCUGCUCACAGACAAAUUGCAUCCCCUCUUUCCUCCAUCCGUCACUCCAGCUUCUUUUUUUUCCUUCUCCUUCUCUUCCCUCCUCUUCAUUCGGGUAUGAUGAGCUCCAGCCUGCUAGAAAACCCGGUGCAGGCGAUUCUGUACCUGCGGGAGCUCACCACCAUCGUGCAGAACCAGCAGAGUCUCAUCCAGACCCAGCGCGCCCGGAUAGAGGAGCUGGACCGGCGGGUGGACGAGCUCAUCGGCGAAAACAGGCACUUGCGGGACGUCAGGGUACAACAGCAGAACCCUUACUAUCACCACCAUCAUCACCAUCAUCACCCCGACCCCAGCUGUCUUCACCAUCACCACCAUCCUCAGGACCCUCAGCUCAAGACUGGUGCGGGGUCUCUGCCAGAACAUGCGGUUGCACCAGCACAGGUCGAGGCGACUCCGGAGGUCCAACCAUCGCCUCCCCAACCUAUGGACCCGGGGGACAUGCAGCUGGUCCCGGCUGAUCCGUCCACGGUUUCACCGGUUGAAAGUGACCCGGAAAACGCUGGAAGUUGCCACAGCUGCCGCUCUUUGGUUCAGAUGACCCCGACAACCCUUUGUCGAUCCCUGGCCCUGGCUAGGAAAUCCGAGAGUGAGACUGUGCUGCAUCAGUUUUGCUGCCCCGCCCCUGAACAUCCAGAGGCUGACACCACUGGCUCCUCCGGUGGACAGAUGCUGAGCCUGGAGGAUGGAACAUCCUCAGGUGGUGGACAGGAAGUGGAGGGGACCAAGAGGGAGGGACCCAGCGAGUACGAGAUCAGCCUGGAGAACAAAAACAAACAGAUAGAAGAGUUGGAGCAGAAGUAUGGAGGCCAUCUCAUAGCGAGGCGAGCGGCUCGUCGCAUCCAGACAGCCUUCCGUCAGUAUCAGCUCAGCAAAAACUUCCAGAAGAUCCGCAACUCUCUGUCGGAGAGCAAGUUGCCUCGUCGGAUCUCCCUGCGCCAGCCCAGCCCUUCAGGCCGAAACAGGAAUGCAGCCCAGAGACACAGUUACAGUCUGCAUCCAGGGGGAGGACAGAUACCUCUGCGCUCCAAAACUCCCCCUCCUCCCCCGUGUCGCUCCACCUCUCUGCCCCCUUCUCCUGCAUCUGCCCCAGCAGCUGCAUCCUCUUCUGCCCCAACCACAGCCUCACCUCAAACCCCUGGACCCACACUCACACAGCUAGAGGACUGCUUCUCUGAACAACUGCACUCCUUGGCCCAGUCGAUCGAUGAUGCCCUUCGUGGUUGGAGCUUGUCGGAGGGUGGAGAGGGGAAAGGGCUGCUGAUGGACCCCGGGGCACUUCGUGCAGCUGCUGAGAGCGCUUGUCUGCCUCGCAGUGCCAGCUCGCUUCUCAUGGCCUUCAGGGAUGUCACGGUUCACAUCGACAGCAAUAGCUCCUACACCAUCUCCUCUGCCACCACCACCACGACCACCACCUCUAUAGGCAACGCAGGUGGGGGAGAGCCGGGCAGCAGGAAGACCUCUUUGAGUGGAAUGGCUGGGGGUGGAGAUGGCCAGUCAGUGGAGGAACCAGAGUUUCCUGCCCCUCCUCCCAGUGAGGAGCUGGAAAUGGUUGAUCCGGGAUCCAGGAGGGGCUCCACAGUGCCAGCUUCGGGAGGAGGAGGGUUAGAGGGGGAGAGCGGCUCAGACAGACUGGGGUCCACUUCCACUUCUACCUCUGCUUCCACCUCAGCCCAGUCUAACCAGCAGCCCGCUCAGAUUUACACCCAGUACCAGCAGUACCACUACACUCAUCCUCAGCAGAUCCCUGGGGGACCGAGCCCUGAGGCCCUGCAGGCCCUGGUCGUCUCUCUGCCCAGGGACCGCUGUCAGGAUCCAGCUUCGUGCCGCUCGCCAACCCUGUCCACAGACACACACCGCAAACGCCUCUAUCGUAUAGGACUCAACCUCUUCAAUGUGAACCCAGAACGAGGCAUUCACUUCCUGAUCACACGUGGUUUUGUCCCAGACACGGCCAUCGGAGUGGCUCACUUCCUGCUGCAGAGGAAGGGCCUGAGCCGACAGAUGAUUGGAGAGUUCUUGGGGAACAGCAAGCUGCAAUUCAACCGAGAUGUCCUCGAUUGUGUUGUGGAUGAGAUGGAUUUCUCAGGCAUGGAGCUCGAUGAAGCCCUGAGAAAGUUCCAGGCUCAUGUCCGUGUUCAGGGAGAAGCACAGAAAGUGGAGAGACUCAUCGAAGCCUUUAGCCAGAGGUACUGUAUGUGUAAUCCUGAUGUGGUGCAGCAGUUUCACAACCCAGACACUAUCUUCAUCCUGGCCUUCGCUGUGGUCCUCCUCAACACUGACAUGUACUCGCCCAACAUCAAACCCCAACGCAAAAUGGGCCUCGAUGACUUCAUACGCAACCUAAGAGGUGUGGAUGAUGGAGCAGACAUCCCCAGAGAGAUGGUGGCAGGCAUUUAUGAAAGGAUCCAACAGAGAGAGCUACGCUCCAAUGAAGACCAUGUCACCUACGUGAGCCGUGUGGAGCAGUCCAUCCUGGGCCUAAAAACUAUCCUCGCUGUGCCCCACAGACGUCUAGUGUGCUGCUGUCGUCUGUUUGAGGUGCCUGAUGCCAACAAGCCUCACAAACAGAAACUGUCCCAGCUCCAGAGAGAGGUCUUCCUCUUCAAUGACCUGCUGCUGAUCCUGAAACUGUGUCCCAAGAAGAAAAGCUCCGCCUCAUACACCUUCUGCAAAGCUAUGGGUCUUCUGGGAAUGCAGUUUCACCUCUUCAGCAAUGAAUACUACGCCCAUGGCAUCACCAUGCUGAGCCCGUUUACCUCAGAGAAGAAGCAGCUGGUGAGCUUCUGCUCCCCGAGUGGAGAAGAGCUCAGGAAAUUUGCAGAGGAGCUCCGAGAGGCCAUAGCAGAGGUCAACGAGAUGGAGCAGAUACACAUCCAGUGGGAACUGGAGAGGCAACAAGGCAUCCAGCCACACGGCAUACACACCAAUGGCGGGCAAGUGGACACACACACAGGACACGGCUCUCCCUCAGGCCAACAGGAUGUGUACGAUAAAACCGGCAACAACAACACAGUAGAGGUGUCAAUUCACAACAGGCUGCAGACCUAUCAACUGAGCCAGCCCAGCAUUGAGUCCACGCCUCUGGCCCUGGCUGCGCCACCCGCCCUGCUCAGCCCUGUCCAGCCCGGAGAGCUCCGCCCAGAAACGCUCAUCCAGUGCCAACAGAUUGUGAAGGUGAUCGUCGUGGACCAGAGCGGGCGAGGGCGGAUGGAGGCCUUCCUGAGCCAAGGCCCGGCCACCCAUCAGCUCAUCCAGUCGGCCAUGUCCACACCUGUGCGCGUCAGAGAGGGGGACGGCCCUCAGCCCCCCCUGCCGCCUCCGCCUCCACCUUACAACCACCCCCACCAGUUCUGUCCCCCUGACUCACCCAUGCCCCUCCACCACACCAUGCCUCUCACACGCAGGCGCAAUUCCAGUGGCUCCCGCAGCAUUGUCUGAGUCCUGGGCUACUCUACGAACCCUGGAGGGAAGACAUUACCCUCACAUAACACACACACACACACACACACACACACACACACACACACACACACACACACACACACACACACACACACACACACACACACACACACACACACACACACACACACACACACAGACACGCUGGAGCACUAGUUGACUCACUUUGAAUGGUAAGAUAAAAGCAUUGCAAAAAAAGUAAGGAAUAUACUUUGAGUCACAUGAAGGGACGAAGGAAAAGAAAACCUACAAGAAUCUAACCACAGUCUUGACUGAGCAGUGAUGUUUCUGAACACAGAGUGGUUUCGAGGCCAUUUCUUUGUCUCCAACAUGUCACCUGGUAGCUGAUGAUGUUGUCUGUGUCUCUUUAAGAGAUCUUCUGACUUUGCAUUUUUAAAUGUCACCUGUCCAACAGACUUGUCUAUGGGCUGUGACCCUGAAAACGAGAGAUUAUGUCAGAAGAGCGAACUCUCGCAGCCAUGGAAGGACAUGGGAUCACUUUAAAUAUUAACGACAAAACCAUGUCUUCUUUUUAUUUUCAUUCAAGAUAUCGCUGUUAAAUUCACACCUCUUUGUUGGGUCCAGGUUGCCAGUAUUAGAUACCACCCUCAGUGAAUGAUUUCAUCACAGCUAAUAUAGCUUCUUCACACUGUAAUAACUUUUUUUUUCUCAUCUCCUCAUAAUGUGAAGAAACAGGAGUAUCCUUCGUUUUCUAAGGAACAUAUGCUCAUUAUGCGCGAGGAAGAAGGCAAAGAAAAAGGUAAAAGGCUUUAACAUCUCUACCCUGUCAUGUACAGUGUAGUAAGCAAGGAUAUUACUCACUUAACUAACCUGAAACCAUAUCCUGACGACAAUCAUGUUUUUUUGUGCUUCUUUGCAGUAUUUUUCCUACCUUGUGUGUAUCUUCACAGUGGUGUGUGACUGCCCUGAUUCUGUGGCGUUUUGCUCUCACGGAGCUCAGGAAAGGAUUUGCUGCACUGUAACAUGUAAUAUCUGCCCCUGUGUUGUACUGAGAGCUGAGUGCUUGUGUACUGUGUGUUCAGUGUGCUUACUCAUGGGCAGCAGGGAGUAGGGCUGGUAAUUCAUCCAAAGUAAGGCUAAAACAGGCAAAUGAAGCCUUUCUCCUCCUGUACAUUUACUCCUAAUGGGUUACCUAGUGUGAAUAUUAAUGUUACCUUUGGAUUUAGGCAAUAUCUCUGCCCAGAAAACCCUUAGCUUUAGUUUGAAAAUGAAUAAAAAUUGCUCCACACAGGGUAGACCGAGGUCACCUUACUCCCUUUUCAUGAAUUUUAUUUUUCCUUGCACACUGAAAAUCUUAUAUAAGCAGAGAUGCAUUCCUUUACUGAAUGUUAAAUCAGGGGGAAAACUGAAGAUGUCCAUGGAAUGAUUAUUGAAUUUAUCGGAGUGUCGUCCGUCAUGGUUUCGAGCUUGAGCCAGUUUGUACAGCAGAUCACGAACCAUCCAACUGAGACACACCAAACACGUCUUGUACCUUUUGCACCACAGAAUAUAUUGGAUAUAUUGUAAAUAGAUAAUAUAGAUUUAUUCUGAAAAAGUGGUUUGCCCAGUGUGUGUAUCUACGUAUGUAUUUGUACAGAGAAGAUCUAGUUUAAAAGAAAAAAAAGGAUAUUAUAGUUAUUAUAGUUAUUAUUAUUAUUCACAUUUAAUAUCAGGGGGAGGGUCCUAAAUCCUAUUGCUACAAGAGACGGGAAACAGGCAGCUUUUAUAAAAUUCACUCCAGUUACCAUGGUAACACACACUGAUAUUAUUACAGAUCUACAUGCAUCAUUAAAUUACCAUGUCAUAUUAUUACAGGAUUACUAAGAGAUGGCUGUGUCACCUGUUGAGGUGUGUAAAGGGCUAUGCUGUAUUGGAGAAUACGUACAGUAAACCACAGGUCAUACACACACUCACACACACACACACACACAUGAACACAUAGUUAUGUUAUACAAGUGGACACAUACUCACACAGCCACACACACUGACACACAAACAUGCACAUAGCUGCCAAAGCAACAACAAAUCCAGCUUAGAUGUCACCUUAGAAACUGCUUGAUUUCUCCAGUCAGAAUCCCCACUAUGUUUACUGUAAACUCUGACUGACUUGUUCUAUACAGCAUGAUAUUGUUUCAGUUUUUUUUUGCUUUGCAUUUUCAUUUGCAGUACAAGGGAGGAGUUUGAUUAUAUGUUUGUAUCAUUAUUGUCAGGGCAUGUUGGGUUGAUUGAUGUCAUUUUCUCCACUCUCUCUACUUCCUCCCUCCUUUCUGCCCGACCCCCUUUUCCCCAACCCCUGGCUUCUCUGUGGUUGUCAUGGAGACGCACCAAUCUGCAUCCUCACUGUGGAGCGCUGUCAUUAAUCUUUGCACCCUCACAAUAUUUAUAAAAGGAGAUUUCUUAAAGAUCAACAUGUUUACUAAUGGAAUAUUUCUAAUUUUUUCUGUUUGAAGAGAAUGAAAGAAUAAAGUAGUUUUUACUCUCUG
Messenger RNA from Seriola aureovittata, 6271 nucleotides. It is a transcript of the gene iqsec3b, whose product is annotated as IQ motif and Sec7 domain ArfGEF 3b. Gene Ontology annotation, molecular function: guanyl-nucleotide exchange factor activity; protein binding. NCBI's taxonomy places the organism in Eukaryota, Metazoa, Chordata, Actinopteri, Carangiformes, Carangidae. The transcript is spliced from 15 exons. The coding region runs from base 384 to 3764 and encodes 1126 amino acids. Gene Ontology annotation, biological process: regulation of ARF protein signal transduction; actin cytoskeleton organization. The record is from RefSeq and is a predicted model, not a curated record.